Molecule: messenger RNA, 1584 nt
Organism: Sinocyclocheilus rhinocerous
Lineage: Eukaryota; Metazoa; Chordata; Actinopteri; Cypriniformes; Cyprinidae
Gene: ifi35
Product: interferon-induced protein 35
Exons: 10
Coding region: 133-1236 (367 amino acids)
Cellular component (GO): nucleus
Source: RefSeq, a predicted model, not a curated record
AAUUACUAUCGACGUCGCCAUUGUGAAUAUAGAAAAUAUAUCCCAUCAUACCUGAAACGAAAGCGAAAUAACUGCCUUAACUACGGGUUGCUUCGUCACGUUCUCUGUCCACAGGUUCUUGCGUAGGUAGAAAUGUCUACUGAGGAUUUCAGUCUUAUGGAUGGUCAGUCUUUGGGACGUCUGGACCAUGUACUGAGGGAGAUCAACAAAUACAAGACACAGCAUAAAGCAUUGUUGGCAGAACAAAAAAUACUGAGAGAUGGCAUAGAUAACAACAACAACUUUGCCAAACAAUUUAAAAAACGUUCUGAGGAGAGGAAAGCAUCAAUUGAGGAUGAAAAAAAGAAACGUACUAUGAUAAUUCAGAAAGAGAAGGAGAAAUGCAGAGCUGUACAGGACGAGAACACCAAGCUGCAGGUGGAGAUCCUGAAAGUGAAGGAGGAAUUGCAUAACCUGGACCAAAGAAACACAAGUCUGAAAAAGCAAACUGAGAUCUCUACAGCAGUGCCUGAGAGGAGGGUUGUGUUUCGAGGAAAUACAAAAGAGGGAGCGCAUGCUGUGAGUUUUGAUGUGAAUCCCCGUAUAGUUUAUCCAAUGGAGGGUGGAACAGCACUGAUCACCUUUGAGGAAAAGGAUGUGGCUCAGAAAAUCUUGAACCUAAAGGAUCAUUUGGUGCAACUUGGGGACUGUACCAUCACCGUGCAGGCUAAACCCAUUCAGUUCCUGGUACCCAGUUAUGUUGAGAUGGAAACACAGGUGUGCCCACGCAGAAUCCUAGUCUCCAACCUGCCAAAGGAAGAACCUGAAGAUAGAGUACUAGACAAACUAGACAUCCAUUUCUCUAAGAAGAAGAAUGGAGGCGGCGAGGUGGAGGACAGAGACAUGCUACAUGACUCUGGCACUGUGGUCAUUACCUUUGUAGAUGAUAAUAUCGCCAAAUGUCUCUCCGACAAACAAGAUCAUGAGGUAGACUUUGGUAAGAAGUACAAGGUGAAGGUCACUCCAUUCCUCAAUGGCGAGAUUUCACAAAUGAAGAUCUGUAACUCAGUGUGCACGCGCACAGUGCUGCUGACGGGCAUCCCUGACAUCAUGGACAAAGAUAACCUGCAGGACAACCUGGAGAUCCACUUCCAGAAGACGGCCAAUGGUGGCGGAGAGGGGGAAGGCAUCAUGUACAACCCUCCAGGCCACACCACCCUGGCUUUGUUUGAUGAGGACUCUCCUAAAGACAGCUAGAGCGUGUGAGAACUCUAAAAAACCUCUACAGCCCAGAAAUUGAACACUGCCUUUAGACAACAAAACAGAUCAUUAAUUCAUAAUACUCUAUAGAACUCCUGAUUUGGGUCUAUUUUUCAGAAAGUUAUAUAGUAUGGAUCCCUUCACCUCUUAUUUACAGUAAUCUUGACCUCUUUACCUAUUAUAAUAUAAUAUAAUAUAUACCUAUAGAAUAUACGUUAUAUAGUAAUAUACUUAAUUAAUGGAUACACUUAGUUGUAUUUCUUGUCUUUUGAUGAUGAAAGAUCCGGUCAAAUUGGGUUAUGGCUUAUGGAGAACAAAGUCUUUAAUAAAUGCUAACCAAAACUA